Molecule: messenger RNA, 1043 nt
Organism: Didymodactylos carnosus
Lineage: Eukaryota; Metazoa; Rotifera; Eurotatoria; Philodinida; Philodinidae
Source: the annotation of a GenBank genome assembly
ACAUAUUGUAGCCCAGACCAGUUGUAGUCCGGUGAAAAAGGUCCAACUGAAAACCUCUUCGCGCAGCGGUAAAAGAACUUUUUCAAAACUUGCUCCAUGUUUUACCUUUUGGUACCCAUAUGAAAAAAGUUUUACUCCUGCGGGGAGAGGUUUAGAGCUCGGGCUUUUUUCAUCGAACUACAAUUGGUCUGGGCUACAAUAUGUGAUAUAUUACAACAUGAAAUUCAAAACUCCGUUUUUGCUUGAAAUCCAGAUCCCAUGGGGAAAAUUCGAGUAAAAAUUCGACAUCUCAGCAACAAAGCUGAUUGCGCGCGAAUCAAGUUGGGAUUCUUCAUAGCCCAUGAGAGCCUACAUUUUCAAACUAGUUCCAUUCAAAAAGGUUUUUAGCACCUCAGGAGGAUCCCUCGUGAAUAGCACAAACAGUUUCGAAAGACCUGUAAUUCUGUUCUCUACAAAACAAUGUACUAUCAUUUUUCAUGAUUGGGUUUAUAAUAAGAACUUCAAAGUUUGUUUUAUAUUCUACAGGAGUACCCUCUCCCCCACCAGAGACAGAUGAAGCUCAUAAUUCUCGAUUUAGUCAUAUGCCACUUCGUUUUCGACUAAUACGUCAACUAAUUCGUGCCCUAUGGAUUUAUGGUUAUACUCCACAAUCCGCUGUUCGUCUUAUGGGUCCAUUUGGACCCAAGCCUGUUCAGGGUUAUGUGACGCGACGAUUUCUAAUUGGUCCAGCAGCAGCAGCUGCUGAAGAAGAGGCGGGUAUCGAAACAGGAGCAGCUGUAAUGAAAAAAGUCGAUGAAGAUGUAUAUGCAUAUGAACCAUUACAACAACGUCUUACACAGAUCAAACGUGAUAUUCGUGUAACAUUUCUAUAUGGUGAUCACGAUUGGAUGGAUGUAAAAGCUGGCGAAGAAGUAGUGAAAAACAUCAGACAACAAGGAGGAAAGGCAAAUCUAAUGAGAGUUAGACAAGCGGGACAUCAAUUGAUGAUAGAUAAUCCACAGGGAUUUUUCGAUGCCAUUGUGAAUGCGGUCACGAAUUAUUGA